CACGCAUGCCAAGGCACUGCCAUGGCAGUGGAUGUCUGCCUGAGUAUUCCGUCCUCUAGUACUCCACCCUCAGACGAGCAGUGGAGUCCCCUACCGCUUCAUGGAGUCAGUCAGAACCCCCCGGGCGAAUUACACGUUGGUCGGGGAGGUGAUACGUCAUGUCAUACCUGGAGCCACACAGUGCUCCAUAGGGUGUGGAGGUCUGAACUGCAAGUAUGAGGACCCUGACUGCUGGAGCGAGGACGAGCAGGCCAUCAAAGGCCUCUACUCCUCCUGGGUCACAGAGAACCUACUUGCCAUGGCCAGGCCCUCUACUGCAUUAAUAGAAAAGUACAACAUCAUUGACCAAUUUAAAAGAUGUGGCCUAAAGACCGUGAUAAACCUGCAGAGACCAGGGGAACACGCCAGCUGUGGUCCCAACACACUGGAACCAGAGAGUGGAUUCUCCUACCGACCUGAGGUGUUCAUGGAGAAUGAUAUAUAUUUCUAUAACUUUGGAUGGAAUGACUACGGGGUGGCCUCCCUCACAUCCAUCCUGGACAUGGUGAAAGUCAUGUCCUUUGCGAUGCAGGAGGGGAAAAUGUCUGUCCACUGUCAUGCUGGUCUGGGAAGAACAGGUGUGUUGUUAGCGUGUUACCUGGUCUUCGCCACCAGGAUGACCGCUGACCAGGCCAUCGUGUUUGUACGUUCUAAACGUCCCAACUCCAUCCAAACCAGAGGUCAGCUGUAUUGCGUGCGGGAGUUUGCCCAGUUCCUGGUCCCCAUCAGGAGUAUUUUCUCCUGCGCUGAGCCCAGGACUAACCCAGUCACCCUGUCCCAGUUCCUGACCCGCCAGAGACACAUGCUGCACGGCUAUGAGCGACGGGAGCUCAGGCACCUGCCCAAGAUCAUCCAUGUGAUCUGCAAGCUGCUGCUGGACAUCGCUGAGCACCGUCAGGUUAUCGAGGAGGACAUGCUGGACGUCAAUGACAUGACCGCCGAGGAGGAGAUGGAGUUUGAGCGCUACUACGACUUUGGCUUCACCAAGGGUAGCUUCGGGGGAGGCAGCAUGGGGGACCGGCCCCGCUUACCGGGACCCCCAACGAAACACCGACACGCCAACGAACCGGCCCUCUUCUACCACCGCAAGAGUCUGAGCUACAGCGAGUCGGACGUGCAGAGGCUAGGCUCUGAACUCCACCUGCUGACCCAACCUCUCUCCAACUUUCUGUCCGCUAGCAACGUGCCUGUGGCCUGUUCUCCCUCCCUGAACUCCCUGCAUAGAACCCUGGCCACGGUCAGCCCUGUCACCACCACGUACAGCUCCCAAAAUGGAUCCUUACCCCAUGGGUCCCUCUGGGAGCAGAAGAGCCUGGCGGAGGGAUCCCCACUCCUAAAGAAGAGGCAGAAAGCCUGCCAGAGCAGCGAGUCUGAGUGCCACCCUAAGCAGAAAACGUUUGGCAGCAUGUUGUUUAGGUGGAGGAAGAAGCAGAGGGAGAUGUUAGAGAAAAAUGAGAAUGUGUCCCAGGUGUUUCAGAUAGAGGAGUCAGAGGUGCCCUUCAUCACCAUCCAGACAGAGCUGUCCAAGGAGGCCAGGCGGGUGCUGGUGGCCCAGGCCCUGGCUGUGGAUCUGGAGCUGGAUGGAGAGGAGGAACACAGGGAGAGACUCCACGCCUGGCAGUCCGGGUUAAACAUGGGAGGGGCGUGGGAGAGGCUGUGUACAUUGGAGAAGGACCCGUUUGUGCUCUCUGGGCUGAUGUGGACCUGGCUGGAGCAGCUGAAGGAGCCAGUCAUCUCCGUCAGAGAUGUACAGAAACUGGACCUUAACGACAGUGACCCUGCAAACCCAGAGGCUGUCUUCAAACCACUGGACCAGGCUCCCAGGGAGAUGUUGAUGUGCAUUCUGGACUGUAUGGCUCAUGUUCUCACAAUACCAGAAGAGGUGGAGGCUGCUUUCCUGGAGCGCACCAUCAAGGCUUUCACCAAGAUGGGACAAUGCUCAGCGGUGUAUCCGGCCAUGACAGAGAUCCUCAGGCUGGUCCUACAUGACAUGAGGUUUAUAGCCAUAGAGGAGGAUGAGGUACCAUUUAUGCCUCCUGGCCCCAUUAUGCUGACCCCAUAGCCCUGCUGGAUUCUGUUCCAGACUGUCCCUAUGUAGAGACUUGUUAUAUAUUAAACAGCCAUAUACAGUGGCAAGAAAAAGUAUGUGAACCCUUUGGAAUUACCUGGACUUC
Messenger RNA from Salvelinus sp. IW2-2015, 2213 nucleotides. RefSeq names its product protein tyrosine phosphatase domain-containing protein 1-like. Gene Ontology annotation, biological process: protein dephosphorylation; cilium assembly. The record is from RefSeq and is a predicted model, not a curated record. NCBI's taxonomy places the organism in Eukaryota, Metazoa, Chordata, Actinopteri, Salmoniformes, Salmonidae. Gene Ontology annotation, molecular function: protein tyrosine/serine/threonine phosphatase activity; protein tyrosine phosphatase activity. Gene Ontology annotation, cellular component: cytoplasm.